CGCCAGAGCUCAUGAAAAAAAAUUAGAGAAGGAGGACAUAAGAUGGAGAGAAAUCGACACUAAUAUGGCACUGGAAUCUCAAGUUAAAAAACUGAAGAGGAUUUUGGAGAUACAGAGGAAAAACAUAAAAUGUCUCAAAUUGUCAUCUGAUCAGGAUAGCAAAAUAUGGGAAAGGAAAUACUUAAUUCUAAGGAACAGCCUCCAUGCCCUCAAGGAUGAGAUGUUUACCAGACAGUCAUUUAUUCGCCAGUUUAUAACGCUUUCCGACACAUCCUUCAAUUAUCAUAAAGCAAAGCCCUUAUACAUAGAAGCAAAAGGAAAGAACCAACCACAGAAAGGGAAAAAAAUUAAACCUACAAUUUUGCCUCCUUUAAGAUCUAAAUCGUCUUCUUCAGGACGUGAAGUGGUAGAUGUUGUCCUUUCUUUGCCCCCUAUAUCAAAAGGAACAAAGAUGCUGAAGAAAGCAAUAUAGGAUACUAGAUUCUGUGCUCACUGAAAGCAGAAUUAGCC
This is a messenger RNA of Gracilinanus agilis (Agile Gracile Mouse Opossum), 510 nucleotides long. RefSeq lists its product as uncharacterized. Lineage: Eukaryota; Metazoa; Chordata; Mammalia; Didelphimorphia; Didelphidae. The record is from RefSeq and is a predicted model, not a curated record. The transcript has 7 exons. Bases 65 to 472 code for a protein of 135 amino acids.